AUGGCCACCAACAAAAACUACAAAGAGGCCCUAGACCAGCUCCGCGAAGCCUGGCUCAAGCCCUUCCACGAGUGCCUGGCCAGGAUCAAACAAGGCCCGCCUGUUCCCAGCAAGGGUCCCGAAGACACCACUGGCAAUGUUGCCGGCCCCGCUCCCGCGAUUCGCAAAAGCUGCGGUCUCGAAGUUGACGACGACACCACUGGUUCUCGCGUCGUCAAGAUCUUCGAGUACGAGAAACUAGUUGAGUCUUCGAAGAAAAAGGACAAGGACGCGGAAGUAGACGUGGAGUACUGGAUUACGCGUCCGACUGCCCUUCUGGUCGAAGUCCCGGGUACGGAGCUGUCGAGGGUGCAUAUUGAGAUUAAGGGCCCUGGCAAGAUUCAUGCGGAGAAAGCUGUUGCGGUCGUGGAGAGCGGCACUACGCAUUCUGAGUUUGUCGAAAACGUGACCAAGGGUGCGGUGAAGAACUGAGAUGGAGGUGGAAGAAGGGAAUUUAGAAGAAGAUUGGCGGUGCGAGAUGAAUGGGUGACAUUGGUAAC
Molecule: messenger RNA, 539 nt
Organism: Neurospora hispaniola
Lineage: Eukaryota; Fungi; Ascomycota; Sordariomycetes; Sordariales; Sordariaceae
Exons: 3
Coding region: 1-471 (156 amino acids)
Source: RefSeq, a predicted model, not a curated record